Messenger RNA from Clupea harengus (Atlantic herring), 1101 nucleotides. RefSeq names its product leukocyte elastase inhibitor-like. Gene Ontology annotation, molecular function: serine-type endopeptidase inhibitor activity. NCBI's taxonomy places the organism in Eukaryota, Metazoa, Chordata, Actinopteri, Clupeiformes, Clupeidae. Gene Ontology annotation, biological process: negative regulation of endopeptidase activity. Bases 1 to 996 code for a protein of 331 amino acids. The transcript is spliced from 6 exons. The record is from RefSeq and is a predicted model, not a curated record.
AUGACGUUUUCAAGGAAAAGUACCCUGAACCUUAACAAAGUUGAGGGUGAUGUCCAUGUUGGCUUCAACAAGCUCUUGGCUGAACUCAACAAAGACGGAGCCCCAUAUGCACUGAGUCUGGCCAAUCGCCUCUAUGGAGAGAAGACCUACAAGUUUGUUGAGAAAUUCCUUGAUGACACUAAGACACUCUACCUUGCCGAGUUGGAGGCUGUUGACUUCAUCUCAAAUGCAGAGGCGGCCCGAGUAAAAAUCAACAAAUGGGUGGAGAAAAAGACACAAGAGAAAAUCAAGGAUCUGUUGGCUAAAGGGGAUGUGGAUGAUGAAACAAGACUUGUGCUGGUAAACGCCCUCUACUUCAAAGGCGACUGGGAGAUGAAGUUCUACAGGGGCAAUACCACUGAAGUACAAUUUAAGAUCAACGAGAAUGAAAGUAAGCCUGUGCAAAUGAUGCAUCAGACGGCUACAUUCCCCUUUACCUACGUCCCCGAUGUCGACUGCCAGAUUCUGGAACUCCCCUAUGAGGGUAAAGACAUGAGCAUGCUCAUUAUGCUCCCAAACAACAUGGAGGACAACACCACUGGACUGGAGAAGCUGGAGCAGAUGCUCACGUAUGACAAACUUGUGGAGUGGACCAGGCCUGACAUGAUGCACACCGUGGAGGUCAAGGUGGGUCUCCCCAGGUUCAAGCUGGAAGAGACCUAUGACCUCAAGGAGAUCCUGGUCAGCAUGGGCAUGGUGGAUACCUUUAGCCCCCAGAAGUGUGACUUCUCCGGCAUGUCCUGCAACAAUCUGGUUCUGUCCAAGGUCGUGCACAAGUCCUUUGUGGAAGUGACCGAGGAGGGCACUGAGGCAGGCGCAGCUACAGCUGUCACAGCUACACUUACCAGUAUGCCUCUGAUACAAAAAAUGUUCAUGGCGGACCACCCCUUCCUCUUCUUCAUCCGACACAACCCCACACAGAGCAUCCUCUUCUAUGGCCGCUACAGCUCCCCUUAAGCUGAGGCUAGAGUGGUAAAGAAGUCUACAUAGAAAGAUGUCUCAGGAAUGUCUGAAGAGAUCCUGUGUCUGACUAACUACCUGUAACCUAAAGUCUUACUAUAA